Formica exsecta is the source of this 3048-nucleotide messenger RNA. RefSeq names its product ribosomal protein S6 kinase beta-1-like. The coding region runs from base 526 to 1941 and encodes 471 amino acids. Gene Ontology annotation, molecular function: protein serine/threonine kinase activity; ATP binding. The transcript has 14 exons. The record is from RefSeq and is a predicted model, not a curated record. Lineage: Eukaryota; Metazoa; Arthropoda; Insecta; Hymenoptera; Formicidae. Gene Ontology annotation, biological process: signal transduction; protein phosphorylation.
ACAUACACCUGUUCCGCGGUUCCCAGAUCGUCUACAUAUUUGACAAAACUCUCGUAUCCCUGCAGAUGAAGACGCCGUACCAUCUUUGACAAAUCGCGCUCACUGAUCGGGCUCGCCAGAAAGAUGGGUGACAAGUGAAAAGAAUUCGACAUAGGAUAUACUUCUUCGAAACAAAGAGAGAGAGAACACAAAGCUGAUCCAAACAAAAGAUUACGAAAAAUAGCAUGCGACAGAUUCAAAAUUGCCGCGUAAAAUCACAGCGUGGGAGACGUGACGUGAUUGGUGAAUCACGCUUCCCCCAUCUCGUCGGCGUGGCUGCGACAAGACCGUUCUGGCGAAUCCGGCAUUGCAUUCCGCGAACGAGAGUGAAGAGUGAACGAGAGUACUUGGCUUGACGUAACGAGAGUACGCUCGUGCUAAACUGUUCCACUGAUUUGUACGAAUCAAUUGACGAGCACGUUCGACGCGCAAGAUUGACACUCUUUUCGCGGCCAGCAACGUCAACACAUUAAUCCAGCUAGCACGAUGUCAGCGAUCUUCGACUUCGAGCUGCAGGACGCUGGGCUGCUGCAAAGAGACGAGUCGGAUGACGACGAUGUCAUCGAGUUCGGCGCGGAGGAGGGCGAUGCCGAUCCGAGCGGGAUUGCAAAUUCGUCCGACAAUUCCGACGUCGGAAGCGUGGAAGCGGUGCCGAUAUGCGAGCAAAAUGUCAACCGCGAACGCGAGAAGGUCGGGCCGCAAGAUUUUGAGUUGUGCAAAGUUAUCGGGAAAGGCGGUUACGGCAAGGUCUUCCAAGUACGCAAAGUAACAGGAAAUGACAGUGGCACGAUCUUUGCAAUGAAGGUAUUGCGCAAAGCUUCAAUUAUAAGAAAUCAGAAAGAUACAGAUCACACUAAAACCGAAAGAAAUAUUUUGGAGUCUAUAAAGCAUCCUUUUAUCGUAGAUCUUAAGUACGCAUUCCAAACUGGUGACAAAUUAUAUCUGAUAUUGGAAUAUAUGUGUGGCGGUGAACUAUUUCGGCAAUUAGAUGAUGAAGGAGUUUUUUUGGAAGACGCUGCACGCUUUUAUUUAUGUGAAAUUACAUUGGCUUUGCAACAUCUCCACUUGCAAGGAAUUAUAUACAGAGAUUUAAAACCGGAAAAUGUUUUAUUGGAUUCAGAAGGACAUAUUAAGUUAACUGAUUUUGGAUUGUGUAAGGAGCAUAUACAGGAAGGUGCUCUAACUCACACAUUCUGUGGUACUAUUGAGUACAUGGCACCUGAAAUCUUAACAAGAAAUGGACAUGGAAAAGCAGUGGAUUGGUGGAGUUUGGGAACUUUAAUGUAUGACAUGCUUACAGGACUUCCACCAUUUACCUCGGAUAACAGAAAGAAAACGAUUGACAAAAUUCUACGUGGUAAAUUGAUUCUUCCACCAUAUCUAACGCCCGAUGCCAAAGACCUUCUUCGGAAAUUAUUAAAAAGACCAGUUGCGCAAAGAUUGGGGUCUGGCUCAUUGGAUGGCGAACAAAUAAAAGCACACAAGUUUUUCAAACAUAUCAGUUGGGAUGAUGUUAUAUCUCGAAAAUUAGAACCUCCUUUUAAACCAAUAUUGGCUAGUGAAGACGACGUCUCGCAAUUUGAUAAAAAAUUUACCGCUUCAGCACCAAUAGAUUCGCCAGUAGAAUGCACUUUAAGCGAAUCGGCUAAUAGAGUAUUCCAGGGAUUUACAUAUGUAGCACCGAGCAUAUUGGAGGAUGUGUAUUCGCAACAAUCACGGUACCUAACUACUGUGUCGCAGCCACGAGUUAUAAAAGCCAGAAGUCCUCGUAAAGCAUCUUCGCGCGGUUUUUCGCCUCGGACAACGCAUUUCCAUCUUCACACUACGCAUUUGCCGAAUCACAGGCAUGGUGGAGUCGGCCACAGCAAUAUGGAAGAUACAGAGAUGAUUGAGAUAGGCUAACCAUUGCUAUCAGACUAGUAGAUAGCAUUUUUGUCCAACUGCUGGAUAUUCAUAAUGCUCAGGGAGGGGUUUUAUAAUUUAGAGAGAAUAGUUAGGGAAUGGAUUCAAUAUCCAUUAUUACUUUACUUGGAUAUCCAGCAGUUACACAUUUAGCUAAUAUAUUUUUUUUUUAUAUUUGUAUAUUUUGUUUGAAUAAAAAAAGUUAAUACUAUAUAAUUUAACAGCGACGCAGCAGUUAUCUGGUAGCGCUCUGAGUAGUUGCAAUUUUAUUGAAUAAGUUUGAAAAUAACCUGCAAGGAAGCAUAUUAUGUUACAUAAUUACAUAACACAAAUUAUGUCCCCCACUUUUUUUUACAUAAGAAAUUUAGUAAAAAAUGUCUUGCAUUGGAUUAUUCAUGCAUGAAUUUUUAUAAGUAUUACUAUUGAUGCAGCAAUCGUGUUAUUAUCAUAUAAUAUCGUAAUUUGUACUGUGGUUUAACUAAGAUAAGCUUUUAAAAACUUGGGAAUAUUCAAGCAUAAUAUGCUUGAAACGUAAGAAGCUGUAUAAUUAUUAGAUGCUAAAGACUUAAUCUUGAUAAUAUUUUUACAUCUGAAGAUUUAUAUAUAACAGUAUAUAUAUGUCUCUCUAUAAUAUAAACUUAUUUUAUAUAUUUACAACUACGCUCCCAAUUACAAUUUAACGAUUAACGUUAAUUACUCUUGACAAGAAAACUUGAAAGAUGCUACCACAACCGCUCCGCCGCUCCAGGUUCGUUCCAUAUAUACUAUUGUCUGUUAGGAGAAAAUAUUUCUCUAAUAUCAUCUGUGGAAAAUAUUUUCAGCAGUAAUAACGUUUCCAUGGCAAUAAAAAAUAGUUCGCCUAAAUAAUAAUAAUAUAAAGAGAUGAAAUAUAUAAGAGGUAUAAUGGAAUUGCAUUUACACAAUGAAAAAGUUCCUAUUGCAAAUUUAAUUACAACAUACUUUAUAUUCUCUAGAAAAAACAUUCUGUUAAAUAGUCAUAUACUGUAAUUAUCAAUAUUUUGGAAUGAGAAGAACGUUGUCAUUCUCUAUAACUUUUUUAUAAAGAAAUUAUUAAUAAUUAAAAUAUUAAAAUUAUUUAAAAAAAUU